CGUAGGAAUAAACAUGGCGACGCUGAGCUCCUCAAAGUCCUCCAGCGGGCUGAGGGCCGAGAGAAAGCAGCAAAAACACAGUUCUCGGUGCGUUGAGACCGGGACGGGGGCGAUGACAGCGACCCGGUUUCUUACGUUGGAGGAGGCCGUGUGUCCGGUGUGUCUAGAGAUUUUUCUAGAGCCUGUUACAAUGCCCUGCAGACACUCUGUGUGUCUGCCUUGUUUUAAACGGACCGUAGAGUUGUCCAGCCUCUGCUGCCCGCUUUGUCGACUCAGGGUGUCCAGCUGGGCCCGGCGACACACUCGGGACCGUACCCUGGUAAACACCGAGCUCUGGGAUUUGGUCCGGCGGAGCCACCCAGAUAGGUGCAAGCGAAGAAUGGAGUCGAAGGAUGUCCAGGCCGUUGAAGACGAAAUAAUAUUCCUUGCUCCUCCUGUUCAUCUUUGUAAACCUGGAGAGCUGCGGCAAGAAUAUGAAAAACAUAUGAAAAAGUUAGUGAAUGAAAAAGAAGAGGGAGACAGAGCUUCGGAGGAGCUGAUUCAAAAAAUCUUGGAGGAUGACAGAAGGUAUCUGGAGAAAAAACGUCAACAGCAAAGAAAAGGGGAAGCCGGGGCUCUGCAGCUCUCUCAGGAGCCUGUGAAUCUGGUGUUAUCAGACUCGGAGAAUGAAGAGCCGGUGGGAGGCAGGACCAGGCACCGUUCUGCAUUUGUUAAGAGGACCAGAAAAUCACCCGAUUCCUGCAGAAGUGGGUUACAUUGCAGUGGAGUGCAGAGGAGCCAAAGCUGCACUGACACACAAGAGGAAAGCAGAGCAAAGAUCAGAUGCCCUUCGCAUGCGGCUCUUAUGGCCAAGGGUGUUGCAGCAUAUAGCUCCAACUCUGGCAUCCUUCUGUCAUCAGAAAACAGCCGUUCAUUUUCUGCACCAAACUUGACUUCUGAUAAAAGGCAGACCUGCCGUUCUCUAUUAGGCACUUCUGCUGCUUCCACAGCACCCCUGUCCAAACCAGAGAGGUCCAUCAGCCCUGAGAGCAAUGACAGCAUCUCUGAGGAGCUGAACCACUUCAAACCCAUUGUUUGCUCGCCGUGCACUCCCCCCAAAAGACUACCAGAUGGGAGAGUGCUGGAGCCCACCAUUGUCAAAUCCACUCCCCUCAAUCUGAGCCGUAGCCUCCAGAAAUCUACUACCUACGAGGCCAGCCCAACAAUCCUGCAGAAGUGGAAGCAGAUUGAGCAGGACAGGCACAAAAAUAAGGCUGCCUCCAAAGGAACCAUUACCGUUUCUCUUAAUGAAGAUUUUGCCCCGAAGGCGAGACUGGGAGGAUUGCAUACACUUCCACCCGGUAAUGAGAACCAGAGGCGAGCGGGUUGCCCAUCUUCGGACGAGACGUUAGCGAAAGCCAGCUUCCCUGCUGCAAUGUCGCAGGCAGGCGGGUUGUCCUCUGAAAAGGGUAUGACCUCGAUUGGCAAGAAAAGAAGGUUGAUAUUUGAUCAGCCAGAAAAGGAAGACUGCAGAGUUGUGACCAGAUCAGAGACAGAACAUGUACCUUUGACUGUUAAUCCGCAGCAAGUGACCUGUGAGACUGUUGCCUGUAAAAACAAGCCAGCGGGACAAGCUGGGCGUCAGAAACCAGAAGACAUAUGUAGACCUACCUCUCAAAGAGGUAUGAAAAGGAGUCAAAAGACAAAGCACUUGGAGGAGGGCGGAAAAGCAAAGAGGCUGAGGCCCUCCAGCCGGGUGGAAAUGGGCUCCGAGUGCGAUUCAAACAGCUUUGACGGACAUUGGUCACAGCGCGAGGAGGACUGUAAACUAGCUUUAAAACUGCAGAGACAGUUUGAUUUAGAGCGGCGAAAUGUUGACCGACGGAAGGGCACCCCUGACAACUAUCUCAUACGUUCGUGGAACAAUUCUGACGUGAAACAGAUUCCACGUCGCUCUGGGAGAAUGGGGAAAAGAAAGUAGCACUUUAACUAAGAAUGGUGAAAGGGUUAGUUGCGCGUUUAUAUUAUUAUUAUUAUUAUUAUUAUUAUUAUUAUUAUUAUUAUUACUACUAUUUUUUACAUUCAGCAAACUCUUACAUUAACUCCUUGCAAAAAAAAUAAAGAAAGAAAUCUGGAAAUUUGAACAAUUGCAAUAUCUUGUUUUCUCAUUCACUGCAACUUAGGUUGGUGUUUGUGAGGAUAUGUAUUGGAAGAGCAGUGUGUUAAGAGAAAACAUACACAGAAGACUCUUGCCUGUAAAACAGUUAUUGGUUUGUGAAAAAUGGUGUUCUAUCUGGAGGAAUCCCAGGCACAACACUAAUUCAAUUAUGUUAAGAUUUUUUUUCUCUACUAAUGAGAUCCAUCGAGGGUAAUUUUGGGCUGAAAUUAAGAUAUAAAAUAGAUUACCUGUAAGUUAUCAUUUUAGGGUCUGAGCUGUUUGCCUGUUUUACUGUUAAGGUUACAGGUACAUGUCAUACAUGAAAUUAAUCUGCACACUAGGCUUCCACAAAAAAAAAAUAUCUGUAUGUGUACAAUGAAACUUCAACAUAGGGAACAUGGAGAUAGAGAUAUAUAUAUAUAUAUAGUACUGUGCAAAAGUUUUAGGCAGGUGUGGAAAAAAUGCUGCAAAGUAAGAAUGCUUUAAAAAAUAGACAUGUUAAUAGAUUAUAUUUAUCAAUUAACUAAAUGCAAAGUGAGUGAACAGAAGAAAAAUCUAAAUCAAAUCCAUAUUUGGUGUGACCACCCUUUGCCUUCAAAACAGCAUCAAUUCUUCUAGGUACACUUGCACAAAGUCAGGGAUUUUGUAGGCAUAUAGUCAGGUGUAUGAUCAAACAAUUAUACCAAACAGGUGCUAAUGAUCAUCAAUUCAAUAUGUAGGUUGAAACACACUCAUUAACUGAAACAGAAACAGCUGUGUAGGAGGAAUAAAACUGGGUGAGGAACAGCCAAACUCAGCAAACAAGGUGAGGUUGCUGAAGACAGUUUACUGUCAAAAGUCAUACACCAUGGGAAGACUGAGCACAGCAAUAAGACACAAGGUAUUUAUACUGCAUCAGCAAGGUCUCUCCCAGGCAGAAAUUUCAAGGCAGACAGGGGUUUCCAGAUGUGCUGUCCAAGCUCUUUUGAAGAAGCACAAAGAAACGGGCAACGUUGAGGACCGUAGACGCAGCGGUUGGCCAAGGAAACUUACUGCAGCAGAUGAAAGACACAUCAUGCUUACUUCCCUUCGUAAUCGGAAGAUGUCCAGCAGUGCCAUCAGCUCAGAAUUGGCAGAAAACAGUGGGACCCUGGUACACCCAUCUACUGUCCGGAGAAGUCUGGUCAGAAGUGGCCUUCAUGAAAGACUUGCGGCCAAAAAGCCAUACCUCCGACGUGGAAACAAGGCCAAGCGACUCAACUAUGCACGAAAACACAGGAACUGGGGUGCAAAAAAAUGGCAGCAGGUGCUCUGGACUGAUGAGUCAAAAUUUGAUAUACAGAAGGCAGUUUGUUCGCUGAAGGGCUGGAGAGCGGUACACAAAUGAGUGUCUGCAGGGAACAGUGAAGCAUGGUGGAGGUUCCUUGCAAGUUUGGGGUUGCAUUUCUGCAAAUGGAGUUGGGGAUUUGGUCAGAAUUAAUGGUCUCCUCAAUGCUGAGAAGUACAGGCAGAUACUUAUCCAUCAUGCAAUACCAUCAGGGAGGCAUCUGAUUGGCCCCAAAUUUAUUCUGCAGCAUGACAACGACCGCAAACAUACAGCGAAAGUCAUUAAGAACUAUCUUCAGCGUAAAGAAGAACAAGGAGUCCUGGAAGUGAUGGCAUGGCCCCCACAGAGCUCGGAUCUCAACAUCAUCGAGUCUGUCUGGGAUUACAUGGAGAGAGAAGCAACUGAGGCUGCCUAAAUCCACAGAAGAACUGUGGUUAGUUCUCCAAGGUGUUUGGGCCAACAUACCUGCCGAGGCUUAAAUGGCCAUCAAAGUGGCGACCAUGGCAACCGAACUCUAACAGCUCUUGUCUCAUGCAUCUGAUCCACAAACACCAAAAACAAAUACAUAUUUAUCAGAAAAUAGGUCAAUUUUCUUAUUUUUUAAAGAUUUUAUUUGAAAGUGUUUGUUUGCUGCAGUGAGGUAGGUCUGUUUUAUAGCGCAGCAGUAACAUUGCAAAAAUCAUUCAAUGCUAUCUCCUAAUGUGGUCAUCUACCGGAAAUACACAAAUAGGACCUCGUUUUAAAGCUCUGAUUCUCCUCUUUCCAACGACGGGCUGUCUCGUACAGUGCCUGAGUAAAAAGAGUUAAAGGACCAGGUCGCUGGUGAGAUACUUAACAUUGGGUGGACCCUAAAGAAUUAACUGACUUGGAUAAAACAAGAGACUUGCCUUCUGUGGCAUAUGUAGUCAUUCAAAGGGAUAUGCUGUUUUCAUAUUCCGGUUUCCAUUUUACGUUGUGGAAAUGCUGUUCUGUUUAAUCACUGCAGGAAGAAAAAUUAUUAGUUUUGUGUUGUGAAAAGAACCAAAUGCACACCUGCCAUUCUUUUUGCAGUAGGCUAAUAUUCCCAAUGCAGAGUAUAAUUUAUAAUGUUUUUUUUCUGUUCUUUACAGAAGACAGCCCUUGUUAAGUUUGUUAGAAAUGUAUUAUUAAUAUACUAUUUUCAGAUUUUUAAAGAUAAGCAUGUUACUGUUUCAUUUUCCAUGGACUAUAAAGACACCUAGUGGCAAUCGCUGCUAUUCCUCGAUGGAAUUGGGAGCAGUAAAAUCUAUACUGGGUAAGAAAGUGUUUGCUUAUUUUUAUAGACUCUGACUGGCAUUGGGUAAGAUUAGAUCUUAUUUGAGACGGAACCCAGCCAGCGGGGUAAUAAUUGAAGACGCAGCUUGCACUUUGUUACUGUGAGGUAAAUUGGGCUUGAAUGAUUUAUGGAAGCCACUUGAAAUGUUCACUGUUGCAAUAGGUUUGCAUAAUCAGCACUUAAUAAAUGACAAGGAGCAUUAUUAAAAAUUACACAAAUGACUAUCUUAUUUAACAGAAUACCUGCUAAGCAUAUAGUGACAUUUGUAAGGUCCCUUUUGGAGCAUUAUAUUAACAGUAUGUUGAUAUCAAACAAACAAAAGAUUAAUGUUUUAAAUUGCUGUGGCAUUUUUAUGUCUUGGAUCUUGUUUUUAACCCGUAGCCUGCACCUAUUUACCCUUUUUGAGGUUGCAUCCUCCUUUGCAUCUGCAAAAAAAAUGCCUUGAUGGGGAAGAAGCCCCACUGGUCCCAGUAAACUCCUCGGGAGCUUUUAAAAGUGGAAGACACAGGCAGUGGCUAACUGUCUUCAGUAUUAAAUUGAACAGACAUGUGCUUGGUAUGUAUACUGCUUAACAAAUAAUGUUGUAUGCAAAGUUCUUGUACUGUUCUUGCUUUCCUGCAGUUACCAAGUUACAAAGAUGAUUAAAACAGUAUUCCAAAGGGCUAUCCGCAAA
Acipenser ruthenus (sterlet) is the source of this 5410-nucleotide messenger RNA. Its product is annotated as E3 ubiquitin-protein ligase RNF169-like. The record is from RefSeq and is a predicted model, not a curated record. NCBI's taxonomy places the organism in Eukaryota, Metazoa, Chordata, Actinopteri, Acipenseriformes, Acipenseridae. Gene Ontology annotation, molecular function: metal ion binding; ubiquitin-protein transferase activity; nucleosome binding. Bases 14 to 1960 code for a protein of 648 amino acids. The transcript is spliced from 6 exons. Gene Ontology annotation, biological process: double-strand break repair. Gene Ontology annotation, cellular component: site of double-strand break; nucleus.